This is a messenger RNA of Suillus fuscotomentosus, 485 nucleotides long. RefSeq lists its product as uncharacterized. Bases 158 to 358 code for a protein of 66 amino acids. The transcript has 2 exons. The record is from RefSeq and is a predicted model, not a curated record. NCBI's taxonomy places the organism in Eukaryota, Fungi, Basidiomycota, Agaricomycetes, Boletales, Suillaceae.
UUCGCGACUCCAUAGCUAUCAUCGUCAUUGUUCACCUGGUGUAAGCCAACAAUUCACAAAAUAUCGAUCUCCAGCGAUUGUCCUUCAGCUAGAUGUUGUUUAUUGCCAGGAUUCUUGCGGGUUCUUUUAUUCUUCUCUGCACGUUUCUGGGGACUUUAUGAUGCACUACUGCCGGAUAUCAAGGUAUUUCGGUGCCAUCGUACCAGCUGUCUUCAAUGUUUUCUCCUCGGAAGGCUUCCUCGUUAUAAACUGCAUCAUUGGUGAACAAACGCUUGCAAGCCUGUCUUCUCGUUUUGAUGAUACCCUUGGUAUCAUAUCCCUUGUAGUAUGUCUGAAUUCCUCCCGCCGCACCAAAUGACAGAUUUCGAGGUGGAUACCGCGUUAUUCAUUGGUACGAAAGUGUCGCCUGGAUCCCGAAUGUAAUUGCAUUUAUCGCCAUGUUGGCUAUAGGUUAUCCACAACUACGCGAAAACCUAUCCGCUCAC